GCUACAGAUCUGCAGAGUCAGUGUGAACCAAAACCAACAACACUGAGUGAAAGACAAUCUUCAUGAAAGACUUUCUUUUUCAGUGCUGAAAUGCGUUGUGGCUGAAAGGCGUCGAGGCAGACCAACAGAUCUAGUUUGAAGCUAGGCAUCUUCGAGCUUCGCGGCUAGCCUUGUUGCGGAGUCGAGUUCAUUUUUUCUGAUAAAAUUUUGAAUUGAGAUUGGCUUUUCUUGUCAUCAAUUCUUGUCACAAUGAGCGGAUACGGCGUGCUGGAGUCCGAAACUACUAGUACCUCGGCGAGAAAAUGGGUCACUGUGAAACGGUUCGUCAGGAAGCAGAUCCUGCUGAUUCUGACGAUUCUGGGCGUUUUCCUGGGCAUUGGUUUUGGAGUGCUUGCCAACCAUUAUAGCCCCAACCAAGUUGCCGUGACUCUGAUCUAUUACCCCGGCGAGAUCUUCCUGCGUAUGCUGCAGAUGCUCAUCUUGCCUCUGAUCGUAGCUAGCUUGGUGUCCGGUGUUGCCUCGCUGGAUGCCCGUGCCUCCGGCAAGCUGGGCAGGCGAGCAGUCGUCUACUACAUGGCUACCACGUUCAGUGCAGUGGUGCUGGGAAUUGUGCUGGUGGUCACCAUACGGCCAGGAUCGACAGGCUCCGACGGCUGCAAUAAUGAUCAUGAUGCUGGGGAGGUCGUGGAGGAUGUCAGCACCAUGGAUACGUUCCUGGACUUGAUCCGGAACAUGUUCCCGGACAAUCUUGUUAGAUCUUGCUUUCAACAGGUGCAUUCCAAGCACGACCUGCUGAUCCGCAACUGCACCAACUUCACCGCCGACAGCAACACGACGACGGGCAACGCGUCGGCACUGUGCCCUCAGACCCGGCACCCUGCCGUCGCCGCCGGCACCCUGAUGGUGCCACCGCCGCUGGUGCACGGCGACGGCAUGAACAUCCUGGGCCUGAUCGUGUUCAGCAUUGCGCUCGGUAUCGUCCUGUCCGGCAUGGGCGAGCAGGGCAAGCCGCUCGUGGCCGUCUUUGACGCGCUCAACGAGGCCACCAUGCGCCUGGUAGGGAUAGUCAUGUGGUACUCUCCUGUCGGUAUCAUGUUCUUGAUCAUGGGAAAGAUCGCUAGCCAGGAAGACAUCGCCGAGUUGAUUGGAAAGCUUGGUCUGUACUGUGCCACGGUUCUGGUAGGCCUCACAAUUCACUCGCUCUUGAUCCUGCCACUGAUCGCCUUCUUGUUCCUGCGGAAAAACCCGUACCUGAUGAUCGGCUCGGUUUCUCAAGCUCUGGCGACGGCUUUCGGUACCUCGUCCAGCUCCGCCACCUUGCCAAUCACCAUCCGUUGCCUGGAGGACAACCUGAAGAUUGAUAAGCGAGUGACUCGUUUCGUUCUACCAAUAGGCGCUACCAUCAACAUGGAUGGAACUGCCCUAUAUGAGGCUGUAGCGGCCCUGUUCAUUGCGCAGUACACGUGUACACCACUGAAUUUUGGGCACAUCGUGGCUGUCAGCAUCACAGCAACGGCUGCAUCCAUCGGCGCUGCGGGCAUCCCCAAUGCCGGUCUGUUCACAAUGGUCAUUGUCCUGUCGGCUGUUGGUCUGCCGCCGGACAUGGCCAGUCUGGUCUUCGCUGUGGACUGGCUGCUGGAUCGGUUCCGCACCAUGGUGAAUGUCCUCGGCGACUCGUACGGGGCGGCCAUUGUGGCGCAUCUGUCGCGGCACGACCUCACCAAGACUGCACCGAUACCGUCCUCGUCCACGUUGGAAGGGCAGACCGCUGCCACGACGACGACAUUUUCGACCUCGUCUGAAACAACCAGCAGCUCGGCUGACAAGACGACUACGGAGGUCACCGAAGGAGACGCUCUCUUACCACAUCAGUAAGUUCCUAGUUACUAGUACCGGCCAGAACUGCUACGACCCUUACACAAUAUUUCGUUGAACGUUUUCUACUUCUUUUUAUUAUUUCUCCAGCAUAACUAACAACCUUUAACAUAGAUGUAUACCGCUCCGUUUCAUUAGGUAUCCACGAAAUCCUAUAUUUACAAACAGCAGGCCUGAAUUGUGGAUCAUUGAUUUCGUUUUAGCAUGAAAUACCCACAGGGUACACGUCACAGUAAAAGAAUACAUUAGAAACAUGAAUAUUUUAUACUGCGUGAAGUGCAUUGAGAAAUUUCCGAGUUUCCUCCGCUUCCUUUGAUUUAUUUCGAGCCAGAUGAUUUCAGUUCACUUCACCCUUCCGUAUUAAUUCAUUAUUUUAGAGACUUUCCUAUAUACAGCACUGCAUAGGGAGUCUUGCAGAUUGCCAAUCCUGGCGCUUUCUUCUAUUUCUGAACUUUGAGCUAUAUUCUUUUUUUUCCUCCAAAAACAACUCGGUCAAUAUUAUGACUUUAACCCCAGAAGCGAUUGA
Molecule: messenger RNA, 2401 nt
Organism: Sycon ciliatum
Lineage: Eukaryota; Metazoa; Porifera; Calcarea; Leucosolenida; Sycettidae
Product: excitatory amino acid transporter 3-like
Exons: 7
Coding region: 250-1875 (541 amino acids)
Biological process (GO): L-glutamate transmembrane transport
Cellular component (GO): plasma membrane
Molecular function (GO): glutamate:sodium symporter activity; L-glutamate transmembrane transporter activity; neutral L-amino acid transmembrane transporter activity
Source: RefSeq, a predicted model, not a curated record